AGCUCCACUGCUCUGUUUUUUUGUCUUUCUAUCUCUACUGAAUAAGCUCCACUGCUCUGUUAUUUUUUUCUUUCUCACUCUGUUGAAUAAGCUCCACUGCUCUGUUUUUUUGCAUUCUAUCUCUACUGAAUAAGCUCAAUUGCUCUGUUUUUUUCUUUUCUCUCUAUUGAAUAAACUCUACUGCUCUGUUCUUUCUCUGUUAUAUUCAAAAGGAUCUUUAAGGUUCUUAAAGAAAAUGACAUCUUAUAGAUCACAACCUAUGGUUUGCCCUCUCUCGCCGUGUCCCUCUCUCGGUAACCUUGUGGAAAGGAUCAAAGACGCAUGUCGUUUCCUCAUCACCGCUGUUCUUGGCACAAUCCUCUCGGCGAUCUUGACCUUCUUCUUCGCUCUAGUGGGCACAUUGCUUGGAGCACUCACAGGAGCCUUAAUAGGCCAAGAAACAGAGAGUGGUUUCAUCCGAGGAGCAGCCGUUGGAGCCAUCUCAGGAGCUGUCUUCUCCAUCGAAGUCUUUGAAUCUUCUCUCCUCCUCUGGAAAUCUAACGAGUCACGUUUCGGUUGCCUCCUCUACUUGAUUGAUGUCAUUGUUAGUCUUAUAAGUGGUAGACUUGUAAGAGAACGCAUAGGUCCAGCAAUGCUAAGUGCAGUUCAAAGUCAGAUGGGAGCUGUGGAUGCAACUUUUGAUGAUCUUUCAAGCAUCUUUGACACUGGUGGCUCAAAGGGAUUAACAAGAGAUGUGGUUGAUAAAAUACCCAAAAUCAAGAUCACUAGGAGAAACAACUUAGAUGAUUCUGGCAACAAAGACUCAUGUUCUGUUUGUCUUCAAGAUUUUCAAGUAGGUGAAACUGUAAGAAACUUGCCACAUUGUCAUCACAUGUUUCACAUGCCUUGUAUAGACAAUUGGCUACUUAGGCAUGGUUCUUGUCCAAUGUGUAGACAUGAUUUGUAACCUCUCCUUUCUUACUGUUUAUGCAGAGUGUCUUUUUUUGUACGGUCGUAUUAGUCUUUUUAUAUGUACAAAGAAGUUUUUGAAACUUUAGACCAAAUCUAUUUAAUAGAUUUGUGUUGGCCUCACCAAACUUUGAAGUGGUUGAGUUUUUGUCAAUAUUCUUUAGUUGUGACGUGAAGGAAAGAAAUUGAAUGCAACGUGUGAGAUAUUUAUCUUGCC
Molecule: messenger RNA, 1165 nt
Organism: Eruca vesicaria subsp. sativa (arugula)
Lineage: Eukaryota; Viridiplantae; Streptophyta; Magnoliopsida; Brassicales; Brassicaceae
Source: the annotation of a GenBank genome assembly